Molecule: messenger RNA, 912 nt
Organism: Linum tenue
Lineage: Eukaryota; Viridiplantae; Streptophyta; Magnoliopsida; Malpighiales; Linaceae
Source: the annotation of a GenBank genome assembly
AUGGCUCCGUCAUCGUCCGAUCACGAUUCUUCACCGAAGAAAGACAAAGAGUCCUCCACAUCCGCCACGGAUGGAAAAACCAAUACCAUCGCCAGCCAACAACAUCCGCCGCCUCCAUACCCUCCUGGUGUCGGCUACAAUUAUCCACAAACCAUGGGCUACCCUCCUCCCAUGGGUCAGUACCCGCCCGGCUACCAAUACCCGCCCGGUUACCAUUACAAUUACAAUUACAACAACUACAACUACGCGGCACAAGCACCGCCGGCGGCCUACUAUUACAAUCACGGCGCCGGUGCGUACCCAACCCAGGAGGAGAUGAACGCGGCGGCCAAUUUUGCCCGAGGAUUCCUAAUAGGAAUGAUGCUCUUAUUCUUCUUCAUCUUCGCCUCCACGAUCCUCUUCUGGGUGGUGCUCCGCCCACAGGUUCCAGAGUUCCACGUCGAGUCCCUGACCGUCGCCAAUUUUGAGGCCAAGGAGUCCAGCUUCGCUGCGUCGUGGGACGCCAAUUUGACGGCCCGGAACCCGAACACGAAGAUUCGACUCUAUUUCAACCAGAUCGAGACCUUCAUGUUCUACGACGACCAGCCCUUGGUGUCCUCCUACGCCAACCCGUUCUCCCUGGAGACAGGGGCGGCGACGGGGAUGGUAACGAAGCUGGCCACCAACAGCUCCGUCGACGAGGAGGCGGAGGACGACGCGGUCGAGAAGAUGGCGGAGGAGUAUGGCUCCAGAGGGGCGGUGGAGUUUAGUUUGAGGAUGGCCAUGUGGACAACGUUUAAAUCGGAAUCGUGGUGGACGCGGCGGUCGACGGUGAGGGUGUUUUGCGAGGAGUUGAAGGUCGCCUUUGUUGGGAAGACAGGGAAAGGGAGCCUGGCUCCCGACACCAAUAGGGAAUGUUUGGUUUUUGUUUGA